GACAGAAAACAGUCAGUCGUCCCAGGGCGCUCGACGGGAGACGCGCAGGCGAUUCGCGAUUCACGCGUCACUCGUCGCCGUGACACGCGGUCUCUCUUCUGACUUGUCGGAUUGAAGGUUGAUACAUGGUGACCCGGCCAACCGUCAGACGUUAUCUCGCCGAGUAAAACGAGUCGGGAUUCGAGAAGGGAAUAUCGAGUCGCGUUUCAUUUUCCUCUCGGAAGCUCCUCGCGCUCCGAAGUCUCGCGUAGCUUUUCACGAUAGUCGAGCACAGUGGUGUGAAGGAAACGGAAGGAAUAAUUUCGUCUUCGCUUGGAUCAGUGUCCGAAAGUGCGAUCGUCAGUGAGUCACGUCCGUCGUACUUAAAACUCCAUCGUCCUUCCGCGUAUCUCUCUCUCUCUUUCUCUUUCCGUCUGUCCGUCUCUCUGUACACCUCGCCGCGGGUUUUCGCGCCUGACUCUUUCGGGAGCAGCACGACCACAUUUAUGGGGGUGUCCGGAGAGUGCGUGAUCAAGGGCAGCAAAAGCAGCCACCCCUGUCUCUGCUGCAGCCACGUCGGCAGUUCCGGCGCGAGCGUGCAACAGCAGCAGCAACCCAGCAGCGAGCCGUAUCACCAUCAUCAUCAUCAGCACCACCAUCAUCACCAUCACCAUCAUCAUCACGGCAAGCACGCACCAGGGAGCGCGUCGCCGCAGCACAACAACAGCGGCGACAACAACAUCCUGGCACCUUUGCGCAGCAAGAUGAAAGUGCUCAAGAAGCUCAAGCGCAAGAUGGGUCUAGCGCCCAGAUCCUCGAGCGCGGGAACCAACAACCUGCCACCGUUGACGUUUCACCACGUCCACGGUGACAACAUCAGGCUGUGCAAUGGCGGCACGAUCGCCCGGAGGCACGAGAGCUUUUGCAAGGGUGUCACCUUUAGCGCCAGACCCGUGCGAGUGGGCGAGAAGGUCUGCGUCAAGUUUCUGGAGAUCUCCGACAAUUGGAGCGGCGUGAUCCGUUUCGGCUUCACCAGCAACGAUCCGAUCAACCUGCGGAGCGGUCUGCCGAGAUACGCGUGUCCAGAUUUGACAAACAAGCCCGGCUACUGGGCUAAGGCGCUCGCCGAGCGGUUCGCCGAGAGGGACACGGUGCUCUUCUAUUACGUCACGUCGGCCGGCGACGUGCACUUUGGCGUGAAUGGCGAGGAGAAGGGCCUCUUCUUCAGCGGCGUCGAGACCCGCGGGCCCCUGUGGGCGAUCAUUGACGUUUACGGCAACAGCACGGCGAUCGAGUUCGUCGACCCGAAUCGUCAACACUUCAACAACAUCCGCAGGGGCGCCGAGCACAGCAACGAGGACAACGCUCAGCACAGCAGGCACUCGGCCAUGGACGACGCCAGCAACGCCGGCCGAGACGUCGAAAGGAUAAUCGUGCCGUCUAUGCAGAGCAUGUCGAUCCAUCACGAGCCCGACGUCGAGUUACCCGGGCUCAGGUUUCAACCCCCCGGUGUCAUCUUCACUCCUCUGCCCUUCCACUCCACUCGGGGCAGGAACAUCCGUUUCAGCAAUCAACAGUGCGUGGCGACGCGCAACGACACGGAAUUCUGUCACGGCUACGCGUUCACGGGUCGGCCGUUGCUGCUGGGCGAGCGACUGGUCGUGCAAAUCCUCUCCACGGAACCGAUGUACGUUGGCGCUCUAGCACUGGGCCUGACCUCGUGCGACCCGGCGCGACUCACGGCGGAGGACCUACCGGACGACAGCGACCUGCUGCUGGACCGUCCCGAGUACUGGGUCGUCUCCAAGGACGUGGCGUCGAGUCCGCAGCCUGGCGACGAGAUCGCCUUCACGGUCACGCACUACGGCGAGGUGCAGAUGAGCAAGAACGGCGGCCCGCCCAACGUCGUCAUGCACGUCGACCAGAGUCUUCAGUUGUGGGCAUUCGUGGACGCCUACGGGAGUACUCAGCGUGUCAGAAUGCUAGCCAGCAGACCGACCUCGCCGCCUCGACAGCGCCAGAGCAACCCGUCGCCCGCCAACAUCGUUCAACAGCAGCAGCAGCAGCAGCACUCGAACCACAGCAACGCCGCCACCGAACUGUCAAGAUUCUCCGAGAUGGUGCAGUUCAAGCCGGCCGUAGGCGGUGGUACCGUACUCGUCGUGAAUCUUCCACCGCAGGCCGGUUACCCGACGCCACCGCCGCCCACGCCGCAGCCCAUCUACGCGUCCGCGACGCACAGGAAUCCACCCCCGCAGCCGGUGCAUCUCUCGGUGGCCGCGCCCGCGCCGGUCCCGCACCCCGGUUCCUCGAGACAGUCUUCGCCGCCGUUAACCGGCACCAUGGCCAGCACCGGCUCGUCCACGUACGUCGACCCGGUUACCUACCAGAGCCUGGAGGGCACCUUGACGCAUACGGCGCACGCAACGUCGUCCCAUCUGCAGCAGUGGAGCGAAGGCCUGCAACCGACGCUCGCCGGCCAGCCGAGCGAAUGCUCCAUCUGCUACGAGCGCAGCAUCGACAGCGUGCUCUACAUGUGCGGCCACAUGUGCAUGUGCUAUACCUGCGCGAUUCAGCAGUGGCGCGGCAAGGGCGGCGGCCACUGUCCGCUCUGCCGGGCGCCGAUCCGCGACGUUAUCCGCAUCUACCGCUCCUGAACGGUUCCGAAUUGAGAGAACGUGAGAGUGAGAGGGAGAGAGAGAUCGCGGAUGUGCUUGUAUCCGGUUUUCGCCGCCGCCGCGUCCAUCAUUGUGCUUCCGUCGUCUUGGUUUCCUUCCGCGUCGAAUCCAUCGCGUUUCUCGCCCGUGUCCUCUCGCGACCAUCGGAAUACGAAUAAAUGAUGUAGAACAGAAGCGAAAGUCACCGUUUUCACACUGCCAUUGUAUCUUUUUUUUUAACGAAACGCGAGGUCAAAUAUAUAUGAGAAAGUAACGUAAUUAUUUGUUUCGCGAGUCGCCUCGCGUCAAAUUAAGCAGUUCCCGACGUGCCAAUGAGAUCGCGUCGUUGUCAAUUAACAUGUCAAUAGGUGGACCACCGCAUCGUGCACAAAGAAAGCAGCGGUACUUUCAAAAUCGCGAUCACUGCCGCCGUUACCGAUUAAGCGAGGACACGGAGAUGAAUCGCGGUGGGUUCGAACAAGUGAGAGAGAGAGAGAAAGAAAGAGAGAAUGAAUGACAAAUCGAUGUAGUUGAUUGAGUUUGCUUGUAUAUCGAUAUACUGUCUGCCAGUCUGUGAGAGAAACGCGCGAAUGAAUGCGAUGUCAUUGACAAAAAGAGACAGAUUGAUCCUAGAUAUUUUCACAAGCGACAUAAUCGUCACUACAAUUACCACAAUUACUAUUACCGCUCUCAAUUAUUACUACUACUAUCGCUAUAUUACUAUUACUAUACUAUUAUCGUACUCUUCCAGCCUUUAA
This is a messenger RNA of Camponotus floridanus (Florida carpenter ant), 3394 nucleotides long. It is a transcript of the gene neur, whose product is annotated as protein neuralized. Gene Ontology annotation, molecular function: ubiquitin protein ligase activity. NCBI's taxonomy places the organism in Eukaryota, Metazoa, Arthropoda, Insecta, Hymenoptera, Formicidae. The transcript has 4 exons. The record is from RefSeq and is a predicted model, not a curated record. The coding region runs from base 486 to 2636 and encodes 716 amino acids.